Messenger RNA from Entrophospora candida, 296 nucleotides. Lineage: Eukaryota; Fungi; Glomeromycota; Glomeromycetes; Entrophosporales; Entrophosporaceae. The record is from the annotation of a GenBank genome assembly.
UUAAACAAUCAUUUUCUUUUACUGACAAUGAGCAAGGUGCAGUUAUAGAGCCUUUCAUUAACCUUGCUGAGAAAGCAGUUUAUAAUUUUCUUGUUAAAAACGAAUGUAUUAUUCCUUUAGAAACUGUUAAAAAUAAAUUGGCUCAUGGAAUAGUGAUUGAUGAAAAAGGUCAUUGGAGUGACCAUGCACUCCAAGACGUUGCUAUUUUAGCUUGUGAAGUUAUCAUUUGUUUUGGUAGAAAUUAUGAAGAAGCCUUUGCCAACAAGGAAAAUGUUGAUAAUGAAAUAAUUAAAUGA